Molecule: messenger RNA, 1374 nt
Organism: Daldinia childiae
Lineage: Eukaryota; Fungi; Ascomycota; Sordariomycetes; Xylariales; Hypoxylaceae
Product: Protein btn-1
Exons: 2
Coding region: 1-1374 (457 amino acids)
Biological process (GO): regulation of intracellular pH
Cellular component (GO): vacuole; membrane
Source: RefSeq, a predicted model, not a curated record
AUGAGUCGCUCACCCGCGUCUUCAGGUCUCUUACCUAUGCCUGGCUCGCCGUCGUCCUCUUGGGCCCUUUACCGGGCUCGACUUGCCUCCAUCUUUCAGAACGCCGACACGUCGGUAUUGGCUGCGUUCUGGCUUUUUGGUUUAAUCAAUAAUGUCUUAUACGUAAUUAUCCUCUCUGCCGCCCAAGACCUUGUCGGAUCCGACGUGCCCAAAGGACUUGUCCUGCUCGCCGAUGUUCUCCCUUCGUUCCUCACUAAGUUGAUCGCGCCGUACUUCAUUCACAAGGUCCCAUAUUGGCUACGUAUAAUUGCCUUCGUCAUCACCUCGUCCCUCGGCAUGUUCAUGAUCGCCCUUACACCACCAGAUAGAUCUGUCGGGGUCAAGAUGGCUGGAGUAAUACUUGCAAGCUUGUCGAGCGGCGCAGGAGAGCUGAGCUUCCUUGGACUAACUCAUUUUUACGGACACAUGAGUCUGGCUGCUUGGGGGAGUGGUACAGGUGCAGCUGGUCUUAUUGGUGCUGGAUUAUACGUCAUGUUCACUGAUUGGAUUGGGUUCUCUGUUAAGGACAGUCUAUUGGCUUCGGCAUUCUUGCCCGUAAUUAUGUUUAUCAGCUUCUUCCUAAUAUUACCAAAGGAACCCCUCCGUCAAGGCAAGGGAGCGAGGGGCUACCAGGCAGUACCGCAUCGAGACGUAAGGCAAGAUGAUAUCGAGGAUGACCGGUUAACUACCAAUGCCACUUCUAGCCUCCUCGCCCCUGAGUCGGCCAUUGUAUCUGCUGAUAUUUCCACGGAUGGCAUAGAUGCUCUAUCUAAGCUAAAGUCUAAUGUUCGACGCGCUAGAUCUUUAUUCUAUCCCUACAUGCUGCCGCUGUUAUUGGUCUAUGUUGCAGAAUACACCAUAAAUCAAGGCGUCUCUCCGACCUUACUAUUCCCUUUAAAAUCAACGCCCUUUAAGGAGUACCGAGAUUUCUAUCCCAUGUACGGAUUCUUGUACCAGCUAGGCGUAUUCAUCUCGCGCUCAUCGAUCGCGUUCAUUCGUAUCCAACACCUAUAUCUCCCUUCUUUCCUCCAGAUCGGUAACUUGGUGCUGUUAACGCUACACGCGUUGCUGCCUUUUAUCCCUAGCGUCUACGUGAUUUUCAUCGUUAUAUUCUGGGAAGGUCUACUGGGCGGAGCGGUAUAUGUGAACACAUUUGCUGAAAUCAUGCAAAAUGUGCCAACUUCUGAGCGAGAGUUUAGUCUCGGAGCAACUAGUGUUAGCGAUAGCGCUGGUAUCUGCAUUGCUAGUUUUAUCAGCAUGGCUAUGGAAGGGUGGCUUUGCAGCUGGCAAGUUCAGCAUGGGAGAGACUGGUGUAAGAAGAUUCAUGUCGGCUAG